This is a messenger RNA of Fusarium coffeatum, 1653 nucleotides long. RefSeq lists its product as uncharacterized. Gene Ontology annotation, cellular component: cytoplasm. The transcript is spliced from 3 exons. The record is from RefSeq and is a predicted model, not a curated record. NCBI's taxonomy places the organism in Eukaryota, Fungi, Ascomycota, Sordariomycetes, Hypocreales, Nectriaceae. The coding region runs from base 1 to 1653 and encodes 550 amino acids.
AUGGAAGUAUUCAGAUGCGUCCCUGCCCAGCCACUUGUCAACCCAGCGCAGCCUCGUGGAAUUAAGCGCCCGGCUUUGGCCAGAAUUCGAUCUUCUUACAUAUUCCAUACUCAACUUCAUAUCUUGCCCAUCAUGUCGUUGGGACCGAGUUCACCAAGGCUACCAAGCCCUCCGCCAGCAGCCGAAAUCCAGAUGGCGCCCAUGUCUCCGUCUGGCGGCCCAGCAGCCAGUCUUCAGACAACACCUCAGGAACAGACACAGCUUGAAGCUAGCUCCAGACGACGGAUACAUCCAGGAACGAAAGCGGCAGACAUGGCUGCUGGCCCCCCUUUGAUACCCCUCCAUGAGCUGGACUCUGCCUUCCAACUUCAAGAACACCUCGCCGCUCUCCAUUGCUACCAUACUGCUUCCAAUACUCGACCCAUUACCCGCGAAACCGCAUUGCAGCUUGCGACGCCUCCUAGCGGCGUAGACCGAACCAUCUGGCUCUAUGAACUCUGCCGCUUCCUCAUCUCACAAUGCAACUCCUUGAUCGUUGGUUUCCUCUUCGACUCCCCGCCAUGCAGCGCGAACACGUGCCCCGAGAUGCGCGCUUCCGAGUGGCAGUUUCUUUGUGCUGUGCAUGAGCAGCCUAAGAGCUGUUGCGCCAUUGACUACUGUUGCCAUACAUUGGACUGGGCUGCCAACGUGGUGACCGACCAGAAGAUCUUCCCCAGCCGUUUUGUGGUUCACAACGACACUCAUAGCAAGAAUGUUGGUGUGAAGAACCUCGUCAAUGUCUUCCGCAGACUGCAUCGUAUAUUUGCCCACGCCUGGUUCCAGCACCGUGGGGUUUUCUGGUCUGUUGAGGGAGAGACAGGGCUAUAUGUCCUAUUCAAGACAGUAUGCGAUUUGUACGACCUGCUACCCGCCGAGAACUACAAGCUGCCACCUGAAGCAGAAGGACUCGAGGCGCCUCAAGUCGAACAGGAGGCUGCGCAGCCCCCACCCACUAUUCUGAAGCCUUCAUCGCACCAACGAGGCCCCCCUACCGAGGAAGAUAACAUGCAUCCCACAAGAACGAACACUCGUCGACACAUUCGAAGCAGCCCUUCAACAGGAAGUGCCGUGACAACUGUGAUCGAGGCCGAAGAGGAGGAGGGGCCAGACGGAGUAUCACGAAAGCUGAAAAAUAUGCACCUCACCGCACCUUCGCCGGUGGAAGAAGAGCCAGAAGUUGCCGAGGUCCCUGUUAUUGUUGAGCAAUCAGUCAUAGGAGACGCCGAGGCCCAAGCUCGUGGACCUAAGGAAGAAGUCAAGGAAAAGGAUGAUGAUGAAGAUGAGGAUGAUGACGAGGACGACGAUGCCGAGGACGCUGACCAAACCAUUGUUGGAGAGGCAUCUGAGCCGGAGUCUGCAGAUGAUGAUGAUGCUCAAACCAAUGAACCUGACUCAAAAACAGAGUCGAAAGAACCUGAAGAGAAGAGCGCCCCUGAGGAAGACUCGGCUAAAGAAAAUGCUGAAAGUUCGCCCGGGGCCACUGCAGACUCAGCACCAGAUGCAGAUUCUAUAGAUAACUCUAGCUCAACGCCGGAUACUGAGAACAAGUCUCCUGAAGAUGAGGAGAAAGCCACAAGUUCCACAUCUGGGACUGAAAGCAAGGACGAGAAAUGA